AAAAGACAUACAGUUCUAAAUUACUAUCUCAAACAGAGAAGUUAAUACUCAAAGAAAAAUCAUAGUUAAAGUCUAAUAUAAAAAUAUUGUAGUUAUAACCUCCAAUUUCACCUUUUACUUUACUCAGGAUGAGCAAAUAAUAGAAUCGUGUUAAGUGAUUAUUAUGGUUAUUCAAUAAAGUAAAAUAUAGCUAAUGUUGUACAAAUUUUUCUGUAACUUAUUCUACAUCGUGUUAAAAUUUUUUUUUUACUACGAUAUAAUUCGCUGUUAGUGACUAACAUACAGGAAGAAUAAAUACAAUUUCAUUGAUUGAACGAGAAAUCGUGAAAGAUUUAAAAAAGGCCUAUAUGUCAAAAGUAAAAAAAAGAAAAAGAACGAGCGAGCUCGAAGGCUUUCAGCGUAGUUUUUUUCUUAUUAUAAGGAAAUUUAUUUUAUUUUUGUCGUUUUUUCCAAGUUGUCUAAUAUUUACAGAAUAUAUAUAUAUAUGUGUGUUGAGUGUGUAGCGGUAGUAGCAGUCAAUUUGGCAAUCGUAACAGUCACUCAACCAACGAUAACUUCGCUUUAAAAUGGAAAACUUUCCACUAUUUUCAUUAUAUCUAAUAUUAUGCUUUUUCUAUGUACGAGCUGAAGUAAAAUCGGAUUGUUUGUCGUUCGAUCCACCAGAUUUGGUAGAGAGGCUUACGAGAUUUAGGACUGAAAAUGAUUUAGAAGUAGCUGAAUUUAGUGAAGAAAUUGAUAAAAUAGUAUUUGAGAAGAAAAUUCUUAAAGAUUCAAGAGCGAAUGCAACUUGUCCUAAUUCUUUACAAGAACAUAUGCAAGAACUGAAUAAUAUCUCAAAAAUGCAGAAAGUAGAUUUACGAGUGUCUACAUGUCCUAUUUUUAACGUUGUCAGUUAUCAUGAAAAGCGCUUUCCGAGAUCGAUUACCGAAGUGCGGUGUCGUUGUUCCUCUCCCAAAACUCCUGGCUGCCUUAGAGAAAAUAGUCGAACCGAUUCAGAUUAUGAGUGCGGUCCUAUAGCAGUUAGAGUACUUGUUUUGGUAAAGAAUGGUGAAUGCGAAAAUAACUUUGCAAAAUAUGUUCCUUAUUGGGAUGAGCAAGUCGUUGGAUGUGGUUGUCAAGCUUCUAAAUGGCACGAAAAGGAAGUAGAACAUUCUACUGUUGAAUCUUUUACAUUAACUCCUCUAAACAACGAGACGACAACAAGAAAAUUUACAAACGAAAGUCAUAAUACAACGAUAAAUACAACAAAUUCGUCAACAACUGAACAAUAUACGGAAACAAAUUUACUUCAAAUAAAUACAACAACCACAAAAUCCGUAUUACAGAAUGAAACAGUAAAUUCAGUUAGUUAAGUAACUACAAUGCCAAAUAAAAGUAAAGAUAUCAAUUUAUCAAGACCAUCAUCGGUGAGGAAGAAUAUUAAAAUAUAAAAUUUCAAACUAUUAUAAUAAAUAUAUUUAUAUUAAAGGUUUAAAAAUAUAAAUAAACAUAUUUG
Molecule: messenger RNA, 1495 nt
Organism: Dimorphilus gyrociliatus
Lineage: Eukaryota; Metazoa; Annelida; Polychaeta; Dinophilidae
Source: the annotation of a GenBank genome assembly